AUGUGGAUUCUAUAUAUUGUUCUAUUUACGUUACCGAUUAUUUUCGGCGCAAGCCGAGAUUUUUUUGAGCGCGAAGAUUAUGAUGCAUUUGGAGACCGAUUGGCAAUCACGGAAAAUCGCGUCAUUUUCGCAGAGAAUGGUGCUCGUGAAUUCGCAAUAAUAGAGAAUCCAUUCUCCUCUAAUCCGGUAGCGUGCUAUUUGGAAUAUAUAUAUGUCGAUUCGCCACGUCAUGCUAAUACAUCUCUCGAUUACGUAUAUAACAUAGUGAUGGGUAGUAAACAAGAUGAAAUGGAACCGGUAGUUGCUAUGAUAGGCGAAACCAAACAGAAGGAAUUUUAUUUAAUAGUGAUGAUUAUGGCAUAUUCUCCUGGUUGUACUAAUCGCCUGAAGCGCACUAUAUGGGUACCAGUGUCAUUUUACGAACUUUUUCCACCCUCUGCACUCGCUGUAGACCCACGAGGUACAUUUAUAUGCGUAGUGCAGUUAGAUUCAACUUUGUGCAUUGACAUCAUUAGCAACACGACCACAACAUCUUCUAAUUAUCAGUUUUGGGAUAAAAAGCAGUUUUUCCACAGUCGAGCCCUAGCAAUCAGUGAAAAACGCCGUUUGUUGCUAACAGCCUAUCGAAUCAUCGAUGAAGAGAAAAAGCUUAUUCCCUAUUUGUAUUUAGCUGAUUUUUCUGAUCCAUCAAAUCCACUGCUACUAGGCAUGAAAAAUCUAUCAUCACAAUAUUUGAAACAGGAAAGAGAUGUGUUUACACGAUACGCAACUCUGUCACUUUUUCUACAUGAAACGUCGAACAUGAUCAUUGUUGGUGUUCCACAUUUGGAUUGUAUUUUUAUUUUUUCUAUGGAACAAAACUCGCUAAGUCUUGUUAAAACACACGUUUCACCGGAAAAGAAUGUCUUAUUCGGCAAAUCAGUCGCAAUUAUGGAUUCAAACAUCUACGCAGUAUUGGCCUAUUCAUUAGCCACUCUACCUUGGUCAUUGUCUCAAAUACAGGUAUAUUCUCUUAAUGAAACAGUAGAGAUGCCGAAGCCACUCUUUAUAUUUCCAAAUAAUCAACAAGAAAUGGAAUCAACAGAUUCACAGGAACUUCCUCACCGUAUUGUGAGUCUGAUGGCGUGGCAUUCUAAUGGUAUUGGUCUUGUUCUCGAUGCUGGCAAUGUUCUACUUAUUCCAGCAAGUCCUCCUGGCUAUUGCAGUGCAUCAAUAAAGAAAUAUGAAGACAUAGACAUAUACAAGCCGAAAUCGUGUAUACCAGGUACUCGUCAAAUCAGUAGCAGUUUUGGACCUUGCAUGAUUUGUCCACCUGGUUAUAAAAACAAUGGAAGUGCUGGAGAAUUAUGUGUCAAAUGUAAGACUAAUGAUACAUUUUGGUGUUUUGGUGCUGCUAUCAAUGAAAUCGAUAUGAAAAACAUGACGAGUUACGAUCAAGCAAAUCCUUAUCCAGAAUCACCACAUGCGACAGAGUUUGAGGAUAUACUUCUGCAAAAUAUUUUUCAGUUGCCAAUUCUAAAUCUGCAUUGCCUUAGAAUUUCACCUAUAUUCUGGACAUUUGUUGGUAUUUGCUGUUGUAUACUUAUUUGCAUUAUAAUCAAAAUUCUUUCAUGUUGGUCGAAAUCUCGAAAGCGACAACAAUGCAUUCAAAAGAUCUUGUCUCAUUGUGAUGUGAUCGGUGAAGGAACGUAUUGGUUGGGUGGAUUAAUAUCAUUACUCGUACUGAUUCUCAUCAUAUUUGCAUGCAAGUUCAGCAUAUCAUUUACUUAUCUCUAUCCAAUCGAACAAAUAUCAUCGGGGCAACGGCGAACUGUAUCAUGUGACAAUACUUUGUUCAAUGCCAAACUCACUAGUUCUUUACAGUUACUAUCGACACUCAAAUACGAAGAGGAAAAGCCGAUAUUUACCUUGCUCAACGGACAGCGCCUUCUUCUGACCGUUCAAGUCAUUAGUACCGGUUAUACAUGUAAGGAUCUAGAAUUGCACACAAUUCGAGUUCGUGGACUAAGCAUUCAAUCUGAAAAUUUCACCUGUUCGAAACAUAAUGAAGUAUUAACCGUUAUUAAACUAUUACCGCAACAUGUUCUCAAUAUGCAAUUAAAUUUAAAGGGGCCACAUUUUAUCGGUGGACUUCGUCUCUGCUUCACAGCAGCUUCCGUUACAAAUUCCGAUGCUCAUUCAAGGGUUCAAGCCAUAGAUACGUGUCAAUUAUUUUUCAUGUCAAAUCAAACUCUAACAAGAAAUCCGACAGUCAACGUAAAAAUGACUAAAGUAAUCAAUCGAACUGCAGGCUUUACGUUACCGAAUGAGACAACAUACACAGGUCUUUGGCUACCUCGUUUCACAGCCGAUACGCUCACAGAUGAACUACUGUUUUCGCUAGGUUCUGAAUAUCUUCGUUAUGUGCCAAAAAUAACUACAUUGGAUAUAUCGAUAACUGAAUCGGAAUUCUACAUGAAAAAUACACAAGAGCCUAUUGCUCGUCAAUAUGAAAUAUUAUUUAGCACAAUAUUAUUUGCAAGUAAGAUUGUAUUAGUACUUAAUGAAUGA
Rotaria socialis is the source of this 2550-nucleotide messenger RNA. Lineage: Eukaryota; Metazoa; Rotifera; Eurotatoria; Philodinida; Philodinidae. The record is from the annotation of a GenBank genome assembly.